AUGCUCCUCUAUACAUCCGACACAAGCGCACAGAAAGUCGACGCCCUCAUCGCAGAAAUCACUUCCCUUCCCCAAAGCCCCUCAGCCGUAGGCUGCAAAGCAGACCUCGCCUCAGAAACCGCCCCUUCCACAGUCCUUUCCGCCCUAGACGCCUGGCUCGGACCCGAAUCCCGCGUCGACAUCCUCAUCAACAACGCCGGCACGGAACUCAACGCGCCCCUGGGCACCAUCUCCCCCGCAGACUUUGCCAAAGUCUACGACCUCAACGUCCGCGCGCCGUUGCUCCUUACACAAGCCCUGCUCCCGCGCCUGGCCCCGGCCGGCGCGCGCAUCAUCAACGUAGGCUCCGUGGGCGGGCGGCAGGGUUUCCCCGGCUUGGGACUGUACUGCUCCUCGAAGGCGGCGCUCGAGGGGCUCACGCGUGUGUGGGCGCGGGAGCUUGGUCGGAACGGGACGACGGUGAAUUGUGUUGCGCCCGGGCCGGUGCAGAGCGAUAUGCUGGAUAAGAUUCCCAAGGCGUUGGUGGAGAUGCAGAAGAGGCAGACGCCAGUGGAGAAUCGGACCGGGACGGUGGAGGAAGUUGCUCGGAUCGUGACGUGGCUUGCAAGCCCGGAGAGUUCUUGGGUUAGUGGGCAGGUUAUCAGUGCCAGCGGGGGGUGGGCAAUGUACUGA
Molecule: messenger RNA, 672 nt
Organism: Colletotrichum orchidophilum
Lineage: Eukaryota; Fungi; Ascomycota; Sordariomycetes; Glomerellales; Glomerellaceae
Product: 3-oxoacyl-(acyl-carrier-protein) reductase
Exons: 1
Coding region: 1-672 (223 amino acids)
Molecular function (GO): oxidoreductase activity
Source: RefSeq, a predicted model, not a curated record